Molecule: messenger RNA, 3001 nt
Organism: Molossus molossus (Pallas's mastiff bat)
Lineage: Eukaryota; Metazoa; Chordata; Mammalia; Chiroptera; Molossidae
Gene: CDH6
Product: cadherin 6
Exons: 12
Coding region: 314-2686 (790 amino acids)
Biological process (GO): multicellular organism development; cell-cell junction assembly; calcium-dependent cell-cell adhesion
Cellular component (GO): catenin complex; adherens junction; plasma membrane
Molecular function (GO): calcium ion binding; cadherin binding
Source: RefSeq, a predicted model, not a curated record
ACUUCAUUCACUUGCAAAUCAGUGUGUGCCCACAAGAGCCAGCUCUCCCGAGCCCGUAACCUUCCCAUCCCGAGAGCUGCAGCUUCCGCCGCUGCAGGAGAACCGCAGAGCGGGGGCGCGGCGCGGUGGCGCGGCGGGAGCAGCCUGGCGGGGCGCAGGGUCUCGGGGCGCAGGAAGGCGAGCCGAGAUAUCCCGAUAGCCAAGCCGAGGGCGUUGUGGAAGAAAGAAGGAAUGAGGCUGAGCACAGUCCAGUGAUCCAAGGCACUCCAAGGAUAGGAGCGCUGCUGCCCAGAGCCUGGACCGCGUCAUCACAAUGAGAACUUACCGGUACUUCUUGCUCCUCUUUUGGGUUGGUCAGCCCUACCCAACUUUCUCAACUCCGUUAUCUAAGAGGACUAGUGGUUUCCCAGCAAAGAAAAGGGCCCUGGAGCUCUCUGGAAACAGCAAGAAUGAGCUGAACCGUUCAAAAAGAAGCUGGAUGUGGAAUCAGUUCUUUCUCCUGGAGGAAUACGCAGGAUCUGGUUAUCAGUAUGUGGGCAAGUUACAUUCAGACCAGGAUAGAGGAGAUGGAUCACUUAAAUAUAUCCUUUCAGGAGAUGGAGCAGGAGAUCUCUUCAUUAUCAAUGAAAACACAGGGGAUAUCCAGGCCACCAGAAGGCUGGACAGGGAAGAAAAACCCGUUUACAUUCUUCGAGCUCAAGCGGUAAACAGAAAGACAGGGAGACCCGUGGAGCCUGAGUCUGAAUUCAUCAUCAAGAUCCACGACAUCAACGACAACGAGCCGAUCUUCACCAAGGAGCUGUACACGGCCACCGUGCCCGAGAUGUCCGAUGUCGGCACAGUUGUUGUGCAAGUCACCGCCACCGAUGCUGAUGAUCCAACGUAUGGGAACAGUGCUAAAGUUGUCUAUAGCAUCCUACAAGGCCAGCCCUAUUUUUCAGUGGAAUCAGAAACAGGUAUCAUCAAGACAGCUUUGCUCAACAUGGAUCGAGAAAACAGGGAGCAGUACCAAGUGGUGAUUCAGGCCAAGGACAUGGGCGGCCAGAUGGGGGGACUAUCGGGGACCACCACAGUAAACAUCACGCUGACGGAUGUCAACGACAAUCCUCCCCGGUUUCCCCAGAGUACAUACCAAUUUCACACCCCUGAAUCUUCUCCACCGGGCACACCGAUCGGCAGAAUCAAAGCCAGUGACGCCGACAUGGGAGAAAACGCAGCGAUUGAGUACAGCAUCACAGAGGGAGAGGGGCUGGACAUGUUUGAUGUCGUCACUGACCAGGAAACUCAGGAAGGCAUCAUAACAGUCAGAAAGCUCUUGGACUUUGAGAAGAAGAAGGUGUACACCCUCAAAGUGGAAGCCUCCAACCCUCACGUUGAACCCCGUUUUCUCUACCUGGGUCCCUUCAAAGAUUCAGCCACGGUGAGGAUUGUGGUGGAAGAUGUGGAUGAGCCCCCCGUCUUCAGCAAAUUGGCCUACAUCCUACAAGUAAGAGAAGAUGCUCAGAUAAACACGACAAUAGGCUCCGUCACAGCCCAGGACCCAGACGCUGCCAGGAAUCCUGUCAAGUAUUCUGUCGAUCGACACACAGACAUGGACAGAAUAUUCAACAUUCAUUCUGGAAAUGGUUCCAUUUUUACAUCCAAACUUCUUGACCGGGAAACACUGCUGUGGCACAACAUUACGGUGAUAGCAACAGAAAUCAAUAACCCAAAGCAGAGCAGCCGCGUGCCUCUCUACAUUAAAGUUCUGGACGUCAAUGACAACGCCCCCGAAUUUGCUGAAUUCUAUGAAACCUUUGUCUGUGAAAAAGCCAAAGCAGAUCAGCUGAUUCAGACCCUGCGAGCCGUCGACAAGGAUGACCCGCACAGCGGCCACCAGUUCUCCUUCUCCUUGGCCCCGGAAGCAGCCAGCGGCUCAAACUUUACUGUGCAAGACAACAAAGACAACACCGCGGGGAUCUUCACUCGGAAAAAUGGCUACAACAGACACGAGAUGAGCACCUACCUCCUGCCUGUGGUCAUCUCAGACAAUGACUACCCGGUCCAAAGCAGCACCGGGACAGUGACUGUCCGGGUUUGUGCAUGUGACCACCACGGGAACAUGCAGUCCUGCCACGCGGAGGCACUCGUCCACCCCACGGGACUGAGCACAGGGGCUCUGAUCGCCAUCCUCCUGUGCAUCGUGACACUGCUAGUGACCGUGGUGUUGUUCGCAGCUCUGAGGCGGCAGCGGAAGAAAGAGCCCUUGAUCAUUUCCAAAGAGGACAUCAGGGACAACAUCGUCAGUUACAACGACGAAGGCGGCGGGGAGGAGGACACCCAGGCCUUCGACAUCGGCACCCUGCGGAACCCCGAAGCCAUCGAGGACAGCAAGCUCCGCAGGGACAUUGUGCCCGAGGCCCUUUUCCUACCCCGACGGACUCCAGCCGCCCGAGAUAACACCGACGUCCGCGAUUUCAUUAACCAAAGGUUGAAGGAGCACGACACGGACCCCACGGCGCCGCCCUACGACUCCUUGGCCACCUACGCCUACGAGGGCACUGGCUCGGUGGCCGAUUCCCUGAGCUCGCUGGAGUCGGUGACCACGGAUGGAGACCAAGACUAUGACUACCUUAGUGACUGGGGCCCUCGCUUCAAGAAGCUCGCGGAUAUGUACGGAGGGGUGGACAGUGACAAGGACUCCUAAUAUGUUGCCUUUUCCAUUUUACAAUAGACACCGAACUCUGAAGUGGCUCUGUCUUUCUAUUUAUCCACGGCUCCGUGAGGGUUCUCUGUUCCGCCUGUUCCUGAAGUCGCUGGCUGCAGUUGUGUGGAUCCAAUGUUAGAGACUUUUUUCUAGUCUACUUUUAUGAGCUUCCAAGAGGCAAAUGUUUAUUUUUUAGUGCAUCCAGUUAACCAUGUCAGCCCAACAGGCACCGUGCUGGAGGACAGGCUGAGAGCAGUGACCGUCCCCCUUGUGCUCCUAGGGCGAGGCUGGACCGUGCUCGGCCCCACUGGCCUG